This is a messenger RNA of Alternaria arborescens, 174 nucleotides long. RefSeq lists its product as hypothetical. The transcript has a single exon. The coding region runs from base 1 to 174 and encodes 57 amino acids. Lineage: Eukaryota; Fungi; Ascomycota; Dothideomycetes; Pleosporales; Pleosporaceae. The record is from RefSeq and is a predicted model, not a curated record.
AUGGGAAAAGCCGGCUUCGAGCUCCUCCUCGCCAAACAAGGAACCGAUCUGUCCGCGCACACCAUCUCCGUGGAGCAGAGCACGAAUGGAAUCAAGAACGUGAUUGAGAAUGCCAGUUUGGAGAGUACAAAUGGGAAGUUCCUUGGUCCUGAUGGUGGGGAGUUGCCUUGGUGA